Cylas formicarius (sweet potato weevil) is the source of this 2320-nucleotide messenger RNA. RefSeq names its product ubiquitin carboxyl-terminal hydrolase 10-A (gene Usp10). The record is from RefSeq and is a predicted model, not a curated record. The coding region runs from base 179 to 2239 and encodes 686 amino acids. Gene Ontology annotation, molecular function: cysteine-type deubiquitinase activity; cysteine-type endopeptidase activity. Lineage: Eukaryota; Metazoa; Arthropoda; Insecta; Coleoptera; Brentidae. Gene Ontology annotation, biological process: protein deubiquitination; regulation of autophagy; DNA damage response, signal transduction by p53 class mediator. Gene Ontology annotation, cellular component: nucleus; cytosol. The transcript is spliced from 10 exons.
UUGGUUGGCUCCUCUCUCGCGAAACUGUCAAAUUUGACGAACGAAUGCUGAACACCGUAAUAGCAAUGGACGACGAAAAAUUAAUCCCGCUUAAAUAGAAAAAAAAGCGAAGUACGUUUCGAUGCCGUCGCCGGUAAAGGAAUCCAUUUAACUCUAGUCUUAUAAUAGAACAGGCGUCAUGGAUAUCACUAGCACGCUGGAUUUGCAAUUUCUUGACCUGAGUGAGGUUGACGAGUUUGAAAGAAACAGAGUUUUAUCGUCGUUAUACUCCGACAGACAAGGAGACGAUUUCCCUUGGUUUAUUGGUGGUGAAAAGUCUGCCUUUGUUGGUCCAAAGAGGAGAUUGAAAAAGAGGAUUGCGACACUUACGGCAGAUCAAAACACGUACCACCAGUUUGAAAACCAUACCCAUCCUCCUAUCAACCAACAUUAUGGGUUGCAAAUCGAGGGUGGACCAAUUAGCAAUCAUUAUUUCAAUGCGGGUCCUUUCUUGCCACCUAUGGUUCCAGUGCCCAUCCAGAUAAACCCGCAAAAUUAUGGGACCAUCCCGGUUUCAACGGUUUACGCAAACUUUGAGGGCAAAAGCCCGAUUUAUUACGGUGUGCCGCCUCCGCAGCAAAUCUUUGUCAAAAAUCACAGCACCGUUAUGGAACCUUAUUAUGGAAAUGAUUUUAUACGGAAGGAAUAUAUUGAAGAAAAUAGUCCGACCCAAAUAAGGGUCAAUGACGAGAUAAACGCCAAUGGAGAUUUAACAUCCAGCGCUGCACCGGACUUUCAGAGUACUGUUCCCCCACAAAGUGCAGUGGACAACAGCAAAUUGGACUCUGAGGAGAUGGAUAAAAAGCAAGAUCCGACGCCCUGGGCGCAAACAAAGACCUGGGCCAGCUUGUUUGUAUCGAAAACGGAGCCCACUGUCAAUUCAACCGUUAACGGGACUAACAGACAGACACACCAUACCGAGGCUGUGAAGCGUGACAUUGACAGUGGCGGGACAAGUUGUCCUUUCAAGAAUCCUAAAAAGGGUCAUUUCGUCGAUCCCGAUUGUUACCGGAUGGGAGAGUUUUUGGCUAGCUACAAGGUAGACGGUAGAGCGGUGAGCCUCCAACCGAGGGGUCUGAUCAACCAGAGCAAUUAUUGCUACGUAAAUUCCAUACUGCAGGCGUUGAUCGCUUGUCCGCCCAUGUACAACCUGCUCAGCGGGCUGGUGAAAAAUAUUUCCUCGAAUGAAAAACGCAAACCCACUCCGGUCAUUGACGGCAUAUGCAAAUUCGUUAAAGAGUUCGCGCCCAUGCCGGCCAACAUGCGUGUGGUUAAUCGAAGGUCCGAGGGGACCAAAAAUCAACAGAAGAAAGAGCAGGGCGUCAUAAUAAACACGGACGUCCCUUUCGAGCCCGCCUGGAUCUACCGAAUGUUGAACGGGAUAAGGACGGAUUUGAUAGAGGGCCGGCAGGAGGACGCCGAAGAGUUCCUCUGUUGCCUGCUUAAUAAUUUAAAUGACGAAAUGCUCGAGCUCAUCAAGCUGGUGAAAGGAGAGGAGCCGAUUUCCCCGCAACCAAAUCGUGCCGAGGAAGAAGAUAAAGUGUCAGAAUGGCAGGUGAUGGGCUCCAAGAACAAGGGCAGUGUGUUGAGGAAAACGGUGGUGGAGAGAACUCCUAUUACGGAUAUUUUCGGGGGGUCCUUGAAGUCGCGGAUACACAGAACAGGCGACCAGGACACGGAAAAUACCCAGCCCUUUUUCACGUUGCAGUUGAACAUCGAGAAAGUGAAAACCGUACGCGAGGCCCUUGACGCGCUCAUAACGAAGAAUCAGCUGGAGGGCGUGACCUCGUCGAAAACGAACGAGGCGGUGGAGGCGUGGCAGCAAGUGAUGCUCGACGAGUUGCCCAUCAUACUGGUCUUGCACUUGAAAUGUUUCGAUUUUAAGCUCGACGGUUGCGCGAAAAUUUUAAAAGCCCUGGAGUUCCCUAUCGAUUUGAAGAUCGAUUCGAAAUUAAUCUCGUCGAAGAACGCUACGGCAAAAGAGAAACAUUACAAGCUAUUCGCCGUGGUGUACCACGACGGGAAGGAAGCGACAAAAGGGCACUACGUUACCGACGCUUUCCACGUCGGUUACAGUAGCUGGCUGCGGUAUGACGACGCGUCCGUCAAACAGGUUCAGGAGGAGCAGGUGCUGAAGCCCCAAGGAACCCGGGUACCAUAUUUGUUGUUCUAUCGUCGUAGCGAUACCAUUAGAAGAUAAUUUUACACACUUGGCCUAUAACUUGUUAUUACUUUUUAAGCGUCUUAUUUUAAUAAUUAAAUUUAUACAUAAUGAAACUGU